Messenger RNA from Ctenopharyngodon idella (grass carp), 7603 nucleotides. RefSeq names its product disks large homolog 4 (gene dlg4a). Gene Ontology annotation, biological process: chemical synaptic transmission; postsynaptic neurotransmitter receptor diffusion trapping; AMPA glutamate receptor clustering. Gene Ontology annotation, molecular function: kinase binding. The transcript is spliced from 22 exons. Gene Ontology annotation, cellular component: postsynaptic density membrane; neuron projection; neuromuscular junction. NCBI's taxonomy places the organism in Eukaryota, Metazoa, Chordata, Actinopteri, Cypriniformes, Xenocyprididae. The coding region runs from base 448 to 2778 and encodes 776 amino acids. The record is from RefSeq and is a predicted model, not a curated record.
CAUCUUCUGCCGCUUCAGUCCGUUCCCUCUUUCUUUUCUCCCCCUCUUCGUCACCUCUCGUAUCUGCACUCAUCCUCCCCUGCCCAUCUCCUUUCAUUUGCUCGUAUCCUCUCUUCCAUCUCGUCUUUUUUGUAUCUCCCAGCUCCUCAUCGAUACGAACGCGUUCCUCUCCUCGUCCUUUCCUCGUUUGCUAAAUCCUAAAGCCAGACCUCUCGUGUUCUCUCUCUCUCUCUCCGUCCCACCCCCUUCCUCUUUACGUUUCCCCCCUCCCUCCAUACUCUAUUUUCCUCAAUGCUUAAGUCAGUCAAAAGAGAUACGCUGAAGAAAAGAGGGGCGAACGGCGGGCGCUGAGAGAGAGACCGAGAGAAGGAGAGAAGCUGGAGGGAGAGAGGGGAGAGGGGGGAACGGGGGUUUGGAUACAUCUCCACCUGUCUUCUUCUCUCUGCCAUGGACUGCCUCUGCAUAGUGACCACAAAGAAAUAUCGGUAUCAGGAUGAAGAGACUCCGCCCCUGGAGCACAGCCCCGCCCACCUGGCUCACAGCAAGAGCGCUGAGAUGCUUCACAUGAGCGAUAAGAACCUGGCUGCCAUGGACUCCAUGCACAGUUACGCCCCCCACACACACAUCUCACCAAUAAAGCCAGUGUUGCUGUCCUCUGGUCAAACCCCUCUGUACACCUCUGCGGUCUCCACACUGGCGAACUCUCCACCAGUAGUGGUGAAUACAGACACACUGGAUGGCUCACCUUAUGUAAACGGAGCAGAAGGAGAGAUUGAAUAUGAAGAGAUUACGUUGGAAAGGGGGAACUCUGGGCUAGGCUUCAGUAUCGCCGGAGGGACUGAUAACCCUCAUGUAGGAGACGACCCCAGCAUCUUCAUUACCAAGAUCAUUCCAGGAGGAGCCGCUGCACAAGACGGGAGACUCAGAGUAAAUGAUAGUAUUCUGUUUGUGAAUGACGUUGAUGUUCGGGAGGUGACCCACAGUCAGGCAGUGGAAGCCCUCAAGGAGGCGGGCGCUAUCGUCAGACUAUAUGUAUUACGCAGGAAACCCAUCGCUGAGAAAGUCACCGAACUCAAGCUCAUCAAAGGGCCAAAAGGGCUAGGCUUCAGUAUAGCGGGUGGUGUCGGUAACCAGCACAUCCCCGGCGACAACAGCAUUUAUGUCACAAAGAUCAUCGAGGGAGGAGCGGCUCAUAAGGAUGGACGACUACAGAUUGGUGAUAAGAUACUGGCGGUGAAUAAUGUGUGUUUGGAGGACGUGAUGCAUGAGGACGCGGUGGGGGCGCUGAAGAACACAGCAGAGGUCGUCUACCUCAGAGUGGCAAAGCCAAAUAACCUGUACCUUACCAACAACUACAACCCACCAGACCUCACAAGCACGUACUCUCCGCAUCUGGACACGGACCUUGGACAUCCAAACUUCCUGGCCUCGGAUUACCCACAAGCCCUCACUCCCACCUCACCGAGCCGCUUUUCUCCUGUGCUGCAUGGCUUGUUGGGAGAUGAUGACUUACCCAGGGACCCGAGGCGUGUUGUGAUCCAUAGAGGAUCGACGGGUUUGGGGUUUAAUAUUGUUGGAGGGGAGGAUGGUGAGGGAAUAUUCAUCUCUUUCAUCCUGGCAGGAGGCCCUGCAGACCUGAGUGGAGAACUGCGCAAGGGAGAUCAGAUCUUAAGUGUGAAUGGCGUGGAUCUCCGGGUAGCUACACAUGAACAAGCAGCAGCUGCCUUGAAGAAUGCUGGACAGACUGUAACCAUCAUCGCCCAGUACAGACCAGAAGAGUACAGUCGAUUUGAAGCUAAGAUUCAUGACCUCAGAGAGCAGUUGAUGAACAGCAGUAUGGGCUCCGGAACAACUACAUUACGAAGUAACCCCAAACGAGGAUUUUAUAUCAGGGCUCUGUUUGACUAUGAUAAGACAGCAGACUGUGGUUUCCUGAGUCAGGCCGUGGGCUUUAAGUUUGGAGAUGUGCUGCAUGUUUUGGACUGUGGAGAUGAGGAGUGGUGGCAGGCCUGCAGAGUCAGCCCACAGGGGGAUGAGGAGGAGGUCGGCUUCAUCCCCAGCAAGAGGAGGGUUGAGAGAAAAGAGUGGUCGCGGUUGAAGUCAAAAGAAAGGGACCGAAGUCGAGACAGUACAGGUUCACAGGGAAGGGAAGAGCCCGUACGGAGUUACGAGACAGUUGCACAAGUGGAAGUGCACUACGCGAGGCCGAUCAUUAUUCUGGGUCCGGUGAAGGACAGAGUGAAUGAUGACCUGCUGUCCGAGUUCCCAGACAAGUUUGGCUCUUGUGUCCCCCAUACGACACGACCCAAGCGGGAGUAUGAGGUGGAUGGGCGGGACUACCAUUUUGUGUCGUCGCGGGAACAGAUGGAGAAAGACAUUCAGAACCAUCGUUUCAUUGAGGCGGGCCAGUACAACAGCCACCUGUACGGAACCAGCGUUCAGAGCGUCCGAGAAGUGGCGGAACAGCAGGGAAAGCACUGUAUUCUGGAUGUGUCCGCAAAUGCAGUUCGUAGGCUACAGGCUGCACAGCUCCACCCAAUCGCCAUCUUUGUACGACCUAAAUCACUGGAGAACGUCCUAGAGAUCAACACACGUUUAACUGAGGAACAAGCCAGGAAAGGUAUGGACCGCGCUAUUAAACUGGAGCAAGAUUUCCUGGAGUGCUUCUCUGCAAUCGUGGAGGGUGACAGCUUCGAGGAGGUUUAUCACAAGGUGAAAACUGUGAUCGAGGAGCAGUCAGGGCCUUAUAUCUGGAUUCCCACCAGGGAGCGUCUGUGAGAGUCCAUCCAGAGCCAAACCACCUCGCCCAGUCACCAUUCGGCCUGCCUGCCCUGGACUGUGGAGCUCCAACUCGAAGAGCUCACGAGAAUCAGACAGAGAGAGAGAGGGAGAGAUGGGAAGAGUGAAAGGGAGGGAGAAGUCACAGAGACACCAGGAAACGAUGGAGUGAAACCGCACAGGAGCUGCCCACACCGCAUCUGCCUCUCUUUUCCUCCUUUUCCUAGCUUUGUAACUUCCUUUUUCUGCUUUUAACUUCCUUUCUCUGUCUUUCUCUCGGUCCUUCUCUGUUUCUUUCUGGCUUUCUCUCUGAAUAACGUCCUCUCACACAGGACUGGUGAGCUGUUUUUACUCUCUCACGAACUGGGAUGCUACAAAGAAAUUUUGUAUAUUGUCAGAUUCCCUCUCGCUCUCUCCGAACUAGACAGGAAGUGGAGAGAGAGAUGAGCGACCGCCUUGGCUUUUACUGGAACGAGACUUUCAAGAGCUAUUCCUGAUUAAAGGAGCUCGUUUUACAAUACUAAAGGUGAAUUGAACUGAAUUAUGAAAGUAUAUUUAUCGGUAUCAAUAAUGCGCUGAAAUCUUCAAUAUCAAAGAUAUUACGACUACUCAGAGACUUACGUUCACCCACAGUUAUCAGCAUCAAGGGCGUUUAAUUCCUUUUACAAAUUUGAAGUGCUUGAUGUGUGCUUCCUGAAAUCCAGGAAGUUCUGAGCGGGCAAAACAAAAGGUUUGCCUCGGUCCUUCGAAUGUUCCCCUUAAAUAGUUUGCAGCUAGUUCAUCACAUUGAAUGGAUAAGAAGAAAGGGUUGGAAGGAAAAAGGGAAAGACGCAGACUGUGACUCUCAUUCUGCACAUGCUUGAUAUUCCGGAGUCUGUUUUCUUUGAUUUUCUUGCGCUUACAUGUAAACAUGCACAUUUAGACACACGCCAACAUGGAUUUUGUAACAUUUGCCUUCUUCUAUCUGGAUCUUCUUGCAAUAGCCUGAUUGAUGUUUUCCUUUGAGCUGAAAUUCAUUUGCUCGUUGGAUUAUUUCCCUGAGCUCCACGGCUCUCAAACACAAUGACUUCAGGCUGCUCUUAAUGUGCAAUAUCGGGCUCUUCCUUAAUCUUCUCAUAAUGUAACGAAUUUUAGCCAUGCUUGGAUCUUGAAGUCAUCGGUAAAUUAUCAAACCGCUUCAAGCCUAAUACUUUCAUCACUUUUACAUGCCCGUUGGAUUUCAGUUCGGUUUAGAUCACACUUGUGCUGAAAGGCUACGUUCACACCGCAAGACCAGUUCAGCUUUCUGCUCAAAUCCAGGUUGACCUUUUAAAUCUGGCCCAUAUCAGUCACCGCCCCUGAAGCCAGAGGAUGACCCUGACGUUUUCAUGUAUUCUAAUAUUAUAAUUUUUGUUUGUACAGCCAGUGGCCAUCCUCUGUCUUUUUCCCAACAAAGGUAAAUCAUUUUAUGAUGAAUGUCAAGUUAAAUUGCUGUAAACUAUCCUGAUUAUACACACCAGGAGGUCAAGGUUUGGCCUGUAAACAUGGUCCAUGCUGGUAGGCGCCGUAAUUACACCAUUUUCUUGGCAUCCUUCUCCAUUAAAAGCCAUUCUUAGGGCCAGAUUUAAUAACAGCUUGUGCCAGCGCAAACCCUCUUUUGGCAUUAAAAAACUACUGUCAGGAUUUACUACAGACAAUGCUGUGAAAAGUUAGCACUGAAAAGGCAUAGACUGUGUUGUUUUUGCAUAUGCAUUUGUAAGAGUUUCCCUUUUAGACGCAAAAUUUAUGGGAGGAGAGUAUUUAAAUGAAUCAUGCAAGGCGAUUUACUAAGGUUUGCGCUAGUCAAUUUACUGGUAUUUGCGCUAUUAUUUACUGCCCUUGAACCAGACGAAAAUUUGUGCUGCUUUUGGUAGAUUGCGUUAUGGAAAUGAUCCAGCUGCGUCCGUGUUCUUUAAUUUUGGGGGGGAGGGGGGAAUAUUGUGCUCUCGUGCUAAUUUGUCUUGUUUAGUAAAUCUUGCCCUAAAUUAGUUGCUUAUUUUGGUGAAAUAGAACUUAAAUCUCAAAUAUUUCAUCAUAUUACAGUUGAUGUUUUGCCAGUGCCCCUUUUUUUGGAAAACGCUUUUCUCAUAUGCUGACAUCACUGCUCAGGAUAGUCGUUAGCUUUGGGACUGCGUGUACUGUCAUCAGAAAAUCAACACAAUCUUAUUGCAAUUCAUAGAUAUUUUGUUUUGGUGAGUUGAUGACUAAUUCAUACGAUCCCAUUUUCAUACGAUCUGCAAAGUCAGAAUUGCGAGUGUAUAUCUCGCAGUUCUGACUUUAUUUUUUGCAAUUGUUUAUAUCACGCAAUCCUGACUUUUUCACGCAAUUGCGAGUUUACGUCGCACUUCUGACUUUAUUUUUCUCAGAAUUAUGUGAUAUAAAGUCGCAAUUGCGAGUUAUAAAAUCAGAAUUGUGUGAUAUAAACACAAUUGCAAAAAAUAAACUCGUAAUUCUGACCUUUUCCUCUCAAUUGUGAGUUUAUAUCUAGCAAUUCUGACAUUUUCCUCACAAUUCUGACUUUGUUUCUCGCAAUUGUGAGAUAUAAAAAGUCAGAAUUGCGUGAUAUAAACUCGCAAUUGAGAGAAAAAAGUCAGAAUUGUGAGUUUAUAUCUCACAAUUCUGAUUUUAUUUUUUACAAUUGUUUAUAUCCCGCAAUUCUGACUUUUUCUCGCAGUUCUUACUUUGUUUCUUGCAAUUGUGAGAUAUAAACUCGCAAUUGUGAGUUAUAAAGUCCAAUUCUGAGGAAAAAAAGACUGAAUAAAAAAUAAAAAAGGUAAUUGUGACAUUUGUCUCACAAUCUUGACUUUUUCUCUGCAUUAUGAGUUUACAUCUGACUUUUUUCUCAGAAUUGCGUGAUAUAAAUGCAAAAGUCAGAAUUGUGAGAUAUAAACUCGCAAUUGAGAGAAAAAAAAUCAGAAUUGCAAGAAUUUGUGACUUUUUAUUUAACAAUCCUGUGAGAACUGUGAGAUAAAAAGUCACGAUUACCUUUUUUAUUCAGUGGUGGAAACAAGCUUCCGUACAAACCAUCAUAUGAAUUCAUACGAAAUCGGCACCUCGUAAAAUAGUUUGUGUCGUUUUUCUGCGACUCCAGAGUGAUUUGUCACAUGAUGUUUACGGCUCAGAAUUGAAUUCAAUGUGAUUUUUACAUUUGCCCCAAUCACCUGCAAUGUGAACGUAGCCUUAAUGGCCAUUCAUUCAGCCCAUCUAUAAACUCUCUGUACACACACACACACACACACACACACACAAACACAAACACUAUCAGGAAAAUGGUGUAUUGUACAAUGUUUUUUAAUGCUGUGUAUCAGAUUAUAAUUAACUCUUGUAAUCAAAUCAAUGAGGCUACUUUGAUGCAUCUCAAUGGUCAGUCAGUGGACAUCAUCACAGCGGUUAAUCAGUGGGUCGAUUACGUUGCCAUCACCGGCGUGAAGAGGAGCGGGUCUUAAUGAUGCUGGACUUUUAUUGGAAUACGAUCGUGGGUUCAUUAUGCUUGAUGAGAUAAAUUAACGGCUAUAAUGCCAGGGAAUAAUCAGCUUAGCUAGCCAAGUUUAACAAUCUAACAACUAAUUACCCUUCUCACUCAUUUGUAAACAAUUUUACCCAUAAUUCUGAGAGGGUUGACAAAGCGCCCACUUCCACCCUGGCUGACAUGAGAAUGGCAGAAUGAUAAAUUGGCUUUUUUACCCUUUUGUGUUACCCUACAGCGAUGCGGUAAAAAUCGAUACGGUGCUUUGAGCUCAGAGGGCGUCAUAUUCAAGGACGAAAACCGUGAUGUGUCCAGAACACAGUUCAGUGGUUCACAUUGGAUUUAGUGAGAUUUCAUUAAAUCAAUGCCAUGAACUUUACCAUAGUGAUUUAUGGAAACAGACUGAGAGAAAAAAUGGACCCAGUAUUUGUAGGUGAUACAGAGACUAAUAAGAAGAUGAAGUGAAACACAUUUGCACUUAUUAAAGGAAGGAUUUGAUCAGACACGAUGAACGACAGACAGAAAGCAGAGGAACACAGAGCAAUCUUGGUGGCUUGUUUACUUUCACUUAUUUUCUUUUGACUUUUUGCGUUUGAAUUUCGAUAUUUAAGUGUGUUUGGAGUGCAGUGACAGUUUCUUUCUUGCCGGUAUUUUAAUUUAUAGAUUUUAUAUAAUUGUUUAUUUAAUUGUUUACUGCUUUGUUUACAUGGGGGUUUCGUGUGAAGACUGAGACGCUUUUGCUGUGGUUUCCAAAGUGGAGCUGCACACAAUCAAAUGUGAAAACUGAAAGUAAAAAUUCAACUUUACUGUGAAAUUUAAAAAAUAUUUUUCAAAAAAAAAAAAAAACUUUGCACGCAUUACACAUACCACAUACUGAUACUUUUCUAAACGUAGCCCAUAAAUAAAUUACCCAAAUCAUGUUAUUAGCCACAUAACUUAUAAAAAAUAAGAACGUAUAUUGCUGUCUGAAUGAGCUGCACAACACACACACACACACACACACACACACAAUGUAUUACAAAGAGAAAUAUAUGACUUCACUCUUACUAGAAUGAAUUAUGAGUUGAAUUUAUGAAUUUAUUUGAAUCAAAUGUAUUUUAUCGAUUUGUAUUUGCCAUAUUCUAAUUAUCCUGAACAGAUUGAACAUAUUGCUUUUAUUUUAAAAAAGAAGAAUAAUUAUGAAAAUACAACAAUGCCAUCUGAUGCAAAAGUAUAUUUAAAUGAUUUAUCUUAAAAGAGAGAUUUAUCAAUGACAGUAUCGGAUUAUAAAAAUGUUUAAUUUCAGUGAGAUGCUUGUUGUAAAUUAGCUACAAAAAUAAUAAAACCAAUUAUGUUAACAAG